Messenger RNA from Xenopus tropicalis (tropical clawed frog), 2617 nucleotides. RefSeq names its product docking protein 2 (gene dok2). The record is from RefSeq and is a predicted model, not a curated record. The transcript is spliced from 5 exons. The coding region runs from base 1022 to 2272 and encodes 416 amino acids. Lineage: Eukaryota; Metazoa; Chordata; Amphibia; Anura; Pipidae.
UGAGAGAGGAAGAGAGUGCAACAGUCUGCAAGAAAGAGCUGCCUAGGAUAAGAGCUACUGCACGAAAGGGGACAGAGAGAAAGAGAAAAACUGUGAAACUGGGCAACAAGGUGCCACUGGGGUAUAAGUGAGGCAGUACGGACUAGACUACAGACAGGCGAGUAACUAGGAGGUGCGGAGGCUACAAAAAGGAGUAAAGGCUACAUUAAAAAUGAGAAAUAUAUAGUGCAGUGCUUAGAAAUUAAAAUAUGAAGGUGGAAACCACUGAUCCUGGAAAAUGAGGGAGUGAGGGUGGUAGGAGCACUGUGAGCACUAAGGGGGGGAGGCAGAGAGAGAGUAAUGUGACAGGGCAGGCAGGUGGGGAGCUUAAACAGAAGAAGGAGUAUUGUCCAUUACAGCACAGAAGGAUUAGAUGGGCAAAUGUAAUCAUAAAAUAAUUUAGGUGCAAAGGGGUAGACUGCUGUAAGUAUGGAAUAAUAAGUAAGUGGUAGGCUUGGUGGGAGUUUUAUAGGAUAGCGGAAAUCAUGUCAAGAGAAUUGGAAAGAUAGGAGAGAUCUUGAUUUUGUAGGAUAGUGGAAACUGUGUAAGAUUGGUUGGGCAUGAUUAGUAAAGUAGGCUAGAUGAAAGAACAGAUAAGAGGUUGACAGUCUAGCUGGGAAUGUGGUAGGAUACAGCUAAGAGUGUGUUUGGUACGAUAGCCAAGAGUUUGGUAGGGUAGCUGAGAGGGCGUUAUUUGAGUUUGGAAAUAUAGGCAAGAGUUUACUUAGAAAGCUGACAUUAUACUAGAAGACUUAGGCCAGAGUUUGGCUGGAGAACUGAUAAGGUUCUAGAAGAGUUUAGUAAUAUAGGUAAGGCAUCAAAUAGCCGUGAAUGAGUUUGGGUGGAUAAAUAAAUGCUUGUUAAUAUAGAUCAGAACGUGUUAGGAGAGCUAGACAUCCAAGAACAAGCUGGCAUUAGCUGAAAGCACACUAAGGCUGGUAAGAGUGUUUCAGGCUAACUGAAGGUGGCUAGAGGGUCUGCAAUGGAUGGAGGAAUUGUGAAGCAAGGGGCUCUGCACCUGCAGCACCAGCAGCGAUUUGGGAAGAAAUGGAAGAAGGUGUGGGGAGUGCUCUACGAAGCUACCUGCUCGGGCCUCGCACGCCUGGAGAUGUUCGAGGGCUCCCAGCCCCCAGACAGUGGGCGCAAACCAGAGUGCUGGAAGCUGCUCCAGCUUAGUGAAUGCGUCAGUGUGUCAGAGCGCAAUGGGGAAGGGAGCCCAAAAGACACAAGAUCAUUCUGCAUUGAGACUGCCCAAAGAGUGUACCUGCUUGCCAGUGAGACGUCUGAACAGCCAGGCUGGGUAAAAGCUCUUUGCAGUUUGGCAUUCCCUCAGGAACGUUUGCCUUUGGAGAGGAAGACCAGCCAGCCUCCCGAGUCAGGUCUCCAUCUGCAGGAAAAUGAGCUCUACAGCACUACCCGAGAGACUGGGUUUGUAGUGCGAAUUAGACCAACUGAGGCAUCGGUUCGGUGCGGUCUCAAUGGAAUCUACACACUUUCAACUGAGAACAGCUGCCUCUCUCUUCGGGACCGACAGACUGGAAGCUCCCUGUAUAACUGGCCUUACCCUUACUUGAGGAGAUUUGGCAGAGAUAAGAGCAUGUUCUCAUUUGAAGCUGGCCGCCGUUGCACUUCUGGUGAAGGAAGCUUUGAGUUUGAGACUCCUCUUGGAGGUCAAAUUUUCCAGGCAAUAGAAUGUGCUAUCAACAAUAAAAAAGAACAAGUGAGUGAAGAAGCCCCACCAGGUUCCAGAAAAAGAACCACCUCACUUGUACCUAAAGGCCCUGCUGUUUCAGGGCCAUGUCCUCAGAGCAGUGUGGUUGGCAAGCCUUCCAUUCAGGAGGAGAGUGAAUAUGCGGUGCCCUUUGAUAAGGUGGCACAAAACCUCUUAGCUACUGGUUUUGGAGGUCUUUUAGGACCCCAUAUUCCUCAACAAGACAAGCGUCCAAAAGCUCGUCCAGCAGGUCAGGCAGAGCCCAUUUACGAUGAGCCUGGGACUCCUCACAAUCCUGUUUAUGACGAGCCGGAGGUGAUAAGGUCUGAGGCCUGGAAGACUCAGGCCACCGAUGCUCAUGAAACUGGUUAUGAAUUCCCCUAUUUACCAGGAUGGGAUGAUUAUGCAGUGCCAAGGGGCUCCGGGGCUGAUGGCGAGCAGCAAAGAGAGGCAGAGGAAUGGGGGACAGGAGGAGAAAGAGAAUAUGAUAAUAUUACUUUAAAGGGUGGAAAUGACAACUGAGGGGAACAUUUGAAUCUCAGUUGUAGCAAGUUUGUUGGUACCUCCCGGCAGUGGCAUUGCUGUACAGGACUUGAUUUUACUGCUGCUUUUCAGUAAACUGACUUUCCAAAUAUCUUAAGCCUUACAAAUAAGACUGUCAGCCAUUCCCAGUACCGGUAUGCAUUGCAGUAAAUGUUGGGGGAUCUCUGACCAAGGAAUUAUUGCAGCUGGGAUACCCUCGGGGGCAGUAAUCCUACAAAAAAAAACAAUGAGGACCCCGGCGCACCCCAACACAUUACAUAUCACAUGUACAUUUGUGCUACUUCUAUAAACUCUCUGCCAAUAAAUGUGUGUUUGUGAAUCUCC